AUGUUCACAAAUGGAAUUGCUUUAUCUAUUGGAGUUGAUAGACUUUUAAGUGUUUUAUUUCCUAUUUGGUAUGCUUUACACGAUAAAAGGAAUUAUUUGGUAAUAAUUAUUAUUUCCUGUUGCAUUUAUUCUGUUAUUGUGCCUGUAAUUGGACUUAAAAUUUCUUUGGAAAAUCCAGAAAUUGAUCCAGUACAGAAGGAAGCAAGUUGGAUUGUAAUUAUGAUGCUUGUUGUUAAUUUAACAUCCGUUUUUUGUUAUAUAAAUGUUUGGAUUAUUUUAAUGUUUAAAAAAUCCUCAAUGAAAAAGAAACAAAUAAAUGUAUUUAAAUCCCUUUCAAUGAUUUUAUUAAUGGAAAUCUGUGGGUGGAUAACAAAUUAUUUAAUGAGAAUUAUUGUUAAUUCGGCAAAUAAUCAUUCAGUAAAUACUUGGUAUUUAAUUAAUAUAUCCACAAUUGCCCCUUAUAUUGCUAUGAGUUUAUCGCCUGUUUCUUUAUAUAUUUUUAGUUCUGAAUACAAUAAAGCAUUUAUUAAUCAAUUUAAAUUUAUUUCAACACCAAUUGUUCACCCAACAAUUUGUCCAGUUAUUCCUUACAACCAAAUAAUUCCACCAAUAAAUUCAACUUCUCAAUCAUCAAAAGAGAAGAAAGUACUCAACAACAAUUAUUUAUAA
Messenger RNA from Meloidogyne enterolobii, 669 nucleotides. NCBI's taxonomy places the organism in Eukaryota, Metazoa, Nematoda, Chromadorea, Rhabditida, Meloidogynidae. The record is from the annotation of a GenBank genome assembly.